AGUGGUGAAAAAUGUAAUAGCGAUGCGGAAUGUACGACGUAUGCUUCAUCAAAAUGCCUGUCAUCGGAGGGCCUAUGUACCCGAGAAUCGAAAGAAACGGAAGAACCAGAAAACAUUGAAGAAUUAGAAGAAACAUCUGAAGAAUCUAAGGAAGAAGAGGGGCAAGAAGAAAAACCUGAAGACAGUGAAGAAUUAGAAGAAGAACUGGAUGGAUGCACAGAGCAAGAAGGGCUUGAAGAAGAAUCUGAAUUCAUUGAAGAAUUAGAAGAAGAACUGGAUGGAUGCACGGAGCAAGAAGAGCUUGAAGAAGAACCUGAAUGCAGUGCAGAAUUAGAAAAGGAAUCAAAAGGAGGGAAAGAAGCCAGAAGAAGGACCUGA
Dracunculus medinensis (Guinea worm) is the source of this 378-nucleotide messenger RNA. Lineage: Eukaryota; Metazoa; Nematoda; Chromadorea; Rhabditida; Dracunculidae. The record is from the annotation of a GenBank genome assembly.